Molecule: messenger RNA, 1200 nt
Organism: Anopheles marshallii
Lineage: Eukaryota; Metazoa; Arthropoda; Insecta; Diptera; Culicidae
Product: RNA-binding region-containing protein 3
Exons: 1
Coding region: 1-1200 (399 amino acids)
Biological process (GO): mRNA splicing, via spliceosome
Cellular component (GO): U12-type spliceosomal complex
Molecular function (GO): U12 snRNA binding; pre-mRNA intronic binding
Source: RefSeq, a predicted model, not a curated record
AUGGCGUCGAUUGCGUUGAGAAUAUUCAAUUUUCCACCAAUGUUUAGCAGUGUCGAUGUGCGGGAAUUUUUACACCUCUUUGGAUUGGAAGCGGUACGUUUUAUCAAACGGAGAAAUGCUGACGGUGCGAUUGUGAUUGUAAACAACGAGUCGGAAGCUCGGCUAGUGAUUGCACGGUUACACCAGCUGCUGAUCAAAACACACAGAUUAAAAGUAGAGUAUUCGAAUAAAAACGAGCCAGACUCAUCCGCCGGGAGAGAACCAACAAAACAUAAAGCUGUCGGCACGCCUGAACAGAGAUGUUUUCCAAUCGGAUUUGAAGGAUUCCCACCGCCGCAUCUUGCGUACCGAUAUCCCAAAUCUUCACCGGAAAUACUGGAAAACAUCACCAAAGAGCUGGCUUCGAACAGUGCGCUCUACUAUCAGACGCUGCAUUUGAUGAACAAAAUGAACCUGAAACCACCGUUUGAAAGUCGUCAGAAAGAGAACACAAUCACACCGAUAGCGCCGGAGCAAAGUUCUCAAAUGCAUUCGGGUAAUUUGUCGGAAGAGGAAUCGGAGCUUGAAUCGGAUUCGGAAUUAAACAGUACUAGAAAGACGAAAACAUCCUAUAACUUGUUAAAGCACACUAUGAAGGUAGUCAACUAUGAGCCUUCCUCAGUAGAGCUACAAACUACCCAGAAACCACCGAAAAAGGCGAAACUUGAAAUAAAUAUUUCCGGAGCGUUAUUAACAGCACCUCCACCAGCAUCACCUGCGAACGAUACUGUCCCAGAAACAGUGGAGAGCAUCCCAUACACACAGGAAGAGGCUCCCACACUAUCGAUAGAAGAUAUUGUAUCCAAUCGAAUUCCUGACGAGCAACGAAAAACAUUGAACGUUUUCCAAAACUACAGUCCAGGAGAACCGACCAACAAGCUGUAUAUUAAGAAUCUCGCCAAACAAGUGACGGAACAGGAUCUGAUGGCACUGUUCGGCAUGUUCUUCCAAGCCAAAUUGCUCAAAACAAUCGACGUGAGGUUGAUGAAAACGGGAAGAAUGAAGGGCCAAGCAUUUGUUACCUUUGUUCCUGUUGAGGAAGAUGAAGAUUCGCCAGGUUGCGGUAGAUUUCGGCAAUGUAUUGAGCGAGCGCUGAGCACAGUUAAUGGAUACAUUUUAAAAGACAAACCGAUUGUAGUUUCUUAUGCUAAAAGUGUCUAA